CCCAUAUAUUUUUUUUCAAGUGAGUGUUUGGUAAUUGACACUGUUUCCUUACGCUAUAAUGAUUGUCCAUCCGUACAACAUUUAGAACUUCCUCUUUUAUUCUACCAUUGCCCAAUUUUUCUUAGCCACUUGUUUCAUUCUUCCCAACCUCUCCAAUCUCAUCACUCUCUCACACACCCUUUUCACAGACACACACACUUUGUUUCUUCUUUUGCUUCUUGCCAUUUCACUCUCUCUAUGGAGGACUUUAUCAUCUCUCCUUCUUCAUCCUCAGUCUCUCUGACCCAAGAAAACACAUCACCAACCCUUCAUCAAAAGCUUCAAUUUUUACUCCAAACCCAACCUGAUUGGUGGGUCUACGCCAUUUUUUGGCAAACCACGAACGAUGAAAAUGGCAACCUCUACUUAUCAUGGGGUGAAGGCCAUUUCCAAGGCACUAAAGAAACCACCCCAAAAUCACUACCUGACAUGAACACAACUAUUAACCCCCAAAACCAUGACCCCAUUUCCGAAGAGCGAAGAAAGAUCAUGAAAGAAAUCCAAUCCCUGAUAAACGACAACAACACAAGCACAAACGACGACCUAAACGACGCUGAGUGGUUCUAUGUCAUGUCGUUGACUCGCACCUUCUCCGUUGGCAAUGCUCCUUCAUCAUCCCUCCCUGGCAAGGCCUUCGCCUUGGGUUCCGUUCUUUGGUUGAACAGCAAGCACGAGCUUCAAUUCUACAACUGCGACAGAGCCAAUGACGCGCACGUGCACGGGAUCGAAACCUUAAUCUACAUCCCAACAACCAACGGCGUCGUCGAAAUGGGUUCCUACGACACCAUCAAACAAAACUGGGGUCUCGUCCAACACGCCAAAUCUCUGUUAGGUUCGUCAUCGUCGUCAUCACCACCACCACUAUCAGAUCUUGUUGCCGCCAUGGCACACGACGACGACAAGAACCUUAACCAAAUCAAAAUCUUCGACGACGACGAGAACAACAACAACAACAACAACAUAUCCUUCGCCGACAUAGGCAUCAUCGCCGGUGUCGAAGAAGAAGAAGAUAGGCAGAGGAAGAGAAAGGAAAUGGAACCCAAUAAGAAAAAGAACGAUUCUUCAUCAGUUCUCAAAUUUGGGUCAUCAUCUUAUGUGGAUUCUGAACAUUCUGACUCUGAUUGUCCACUGUUAACAACAACCAACACCUCAAUAGAGAAAAGAGAACCAAAGAAGAGAGGUAGAAAACCGGUUCUGGGCCGCGAAACCCCAAUGAACCACGUGGAGGCAGAGAGACAGAGGAGGGAGAAGCUGAACCACCGAUUCUACGCGUUGAGAUCGGUGGUUCCGAACGUGUCGAGGAUGGACAAGGCUUCUCUGUUAUCAGAUGCUGUUGCUUACAUCAACGAACUGAAAGCGAAGAUUGAUGAGUUGGAAUCGCAGAAUCAGAGGGAUUCAAGCAAGAAAGUGAAGUUGGAAAUGGGGGAUACAAUGGAUAACCAGAGCACAACAACAACUUCAAUGGUGGUGGACCAAAAGGGGCCUCAUGGUUUUGCACUUGAGGUUGAUGUGAAGAUCGUAGGGAAUGAUGCAAUGGUGAGAGUUCAAUCGGAGAAUGUGAACCACCCAGGGGCAAGGUUAAUGGGUGCAUUGAGGGACUUGGAGUUUCAGGUACACCACGCUAGCAUGUCAUGUGUUAAUGAACUUAUGCUUCAAGAUGUUGUUGUUAAGAUUCCUAAUGGCAUGCGAAGCGAAGAGGGUCUUCUUAAAUCUGCGAUUCUCAUGAGAUUGGAUCAGUAGUUGUUGCAAUAUUAUAUUGUCCCCCCCCCCCCCCCCCAAAAAAUCUCUGGAAGAUGUUGCUGUUCAUAGUAGUUGUGUUUUUGUGUACGUCAUCUAAUAAUAAUGCUCUGAAUCAAUUUUUUCCUUUUAUUAAUUUUUUUUUUUCUUCUUCUCUUUGUCGUGGUGCUUACAACCUGCAAUUAUGUAAAUAUGUGUUGUUGAUCAGAGGAA
Molecule: messenger RNA, 1989 nt
Organism: Gastrolobium bilobum
Lineage: Eukaryota; Viridiplantae; Streptophyta; Magnoliopsida; Fabales; Fabaceae
Product: transcription factor MYC4-like
Exons: 1
Coding region: 238-1779 (513 amino acids)
Biological process (GO): regulation of DNA-templated transcription
Cellular component (GO): nucleus
Molecular function (GO): protein dimerization activity; DNA-binding transcription factor activity; transcription cis-regulatory region binding
Source: RefSeq, a predicted model, not a curated record